UUUUUUAGUUCAACAUGUUUUCUCUAGUAAAGUUUGACAAUGACGGUGACUUCUAUGUUGUCAAAACAAAAGACGUGAAGCAUCACAAUUCCGACAAUUGUAUUGUAAAGUAUAAAGGCUGUUCGUACUCCGCAAUUUUCAUUAAAGCUGACGAUAAUAAAGAAAAUCUUGAAGAGAAGAAACAAGGUGAGAAUUUAAUGGGGACAAUAAACGCGGAGAAUCAAGAAACACAAAUAGCAUCAAGAAUUCCUGCAAGCCGUGGUCGUGCUUAUCAAAAUAUUUCACCGUCGACAAUGUUAUACAUGAAAGAGUAUAUAAAAAAUCUACCUCCACUAGGAUCAAACAGAUCAGAUAAAGAGCCUAUGUCUUCAGUCACUAUACAUGGUGAAAAUAACGCAUCGGAUUCGGAAGAGAAUAAUACGACAGAUUUUUCAUCUUUUGAAACUAUAUCAAGAGGACAAUUUGAUUUAUCAAGAUUAUUUAAAUUCUCCUUGAUCACAUAUGACGAUUCAGAAUUUUGUGUCGUAAAUUCCAAAUCUAUAACACAAAUCCAAGGAGGUACGUGUGUGGUGAAAUGUAAAGGCGGAAAAUAUGCAGCUAAAUUAAUUUCGACUAGCGAUACUUCUUGCGGAAAAACAAAAAAAUGCCGGUGGACAAUCGAUGAGCAAGAAGCUUUGACUGCUGAAUUUGGGGAUAUUUCUUCAAUGGAAAAGUUGCCAUCUCUCAAGGAGUGCAUGAGGGUCGUGUCUGAAAAUUAAGUGGUAUGCUGCAGAA
Molecule: messenger RNA, 774 nt
Organism: Musca domestica (house fly)
Lineage: Eukaryota; Metazoa; Arthropoda; Insecta; Diptera; Muscidae
Exons: 4
Coding region: 15-758 (247 amino acids)
Source: RefSeq, a predicted model, not a curated record